Acanthoscelides obtectus is the source of this 1055-nucleotide messenger RNA. The record is from the annotation of a GenBank genome assembly. NCBI's taxonomy places the organism in Eukaryota, Metazoa, Arthropoda, Insecta, Coleoptera, Chrysomelidae.
CUGGACAGAAUGUUCGCUUCGACGUCACAAAGAAAUGAUUAUGUUUGCGGGCGUCUUACAAUAUCUCGUUAUUUAUAGCAAAAUCCAGAAAACCGCAUACUAUCGGAGAGAAGUUAAUUUUGCCAGCCGUUGAAGAGGUUUUAGAAACUGUUUUACACAAACCUGCAUCUGAUAUCAUUAAAAGAAUUCCCUUAAGCAACAAUACUGUUGAAAGACGUAUUGAUGAAAUGAGUUCUGAUAUUGAAAGCUUCUUGUGUAAUUAUUUUCAAACGACCCAUUUCUCUAUACAACUGGACGAGUCAACUUUACCUGAUAAUGCAGCAUUAUUAUUGGCAUAUGUUCGUUUUAUUAUGAAUCAAGAAAUCUACGACUAUUCGCAAGAACUUUGAUAACCGACACUAAAGGUGAAUCAAUAUUUCAUGUUUUAGGGGAUUACUUCAUUGAAAAAGCAAUUCCUUUAUCAAAUAUAAUAUCAGUAGCUACAGAUGGAGCACCUGCCAUGGUUGGACUGGUGCAGACAAUGGUCACUCUGGGAUCAGGAAUGGUACAGUAUUGUCUUUAGUGACGGGUCUCGAUUUUGUUCAGGCAUGCACGAUGGUCGUGCCAGGGUUAGAAGGCGACGUGGUGAAAGGAGGAAUCCACAGUUUUUUGUUGAAAGACAUGUUCAUCACACUGUUGGAGUUAUGGUUUGGGGUGCUAUAGCUUAUGGUUCCAGGUCACCUUUAAUCUUCAUCAGAGGUAACAUGAACGCGCAGCAUAAUGCCCGACCACAUGUUGCAAGAGUCACAAUAGACUUCUUUCAACAUAAUGAUGUCACAUUGUUACCAUGGCCACCAAGAUUUCCCGACUUAUCCCCAAUUGAGCACGUGUGGGAUAUGAUGGGUAGGAGAUUGCUCAAUUUGCAACGUCCUCCUCAGACUCUAGAAGCACUUCGAGAGGAGUUGGUGGUUGCCUGGAAUGAGAUACCACAGGAGGACAUUGACCACCUGAUCAGAAGCAUGCCUAGGCGCGUUGGAGAAUGCGUAGCACAUCAGGGUGCAUCCACACAUUAUUAA